Molecule: messenger RNA, 948 nt
Organism: Mercenaria mercenaria
Lineage: Eukaryota; Metazoa; Mollusca; Bivalvia; Venerida; Veneridae
Product: neural cell adhesion molecule 1-like
Exons: 2
Coding region: 39-575 (178 amino acids)
Biological process (GO): cell-cell adhesion
Cellular component (GO): cell-cell junction
Molecular function (GO): cell adhesion molecule binding
Source: RefSeq, a predicted model, not a curated record
CCGUUGUGGGAUCAUUGAGCGAAACAAGUCUCAAAGAAAUGUCAACACUGAACAUUACAUGUCCAGUUAUACCAGGAAACCCUGCAGCCACUGAAAUCUUUUGGACCAGGAAAAGUGAUCAUGAACGUUGGAAUAACAGUCAAUUGAUUAUACUAAACGUAUCAAAAACAGACGAUGCCGAGUACACUUGCACUGUUUUUAACGAGAUGAUUCCUACUGUCGGUGAAACUACUAAAACAGCAAAAACCAGCAAAUUUCAUCUAAACGUUUUCUUUCCUGCAUUUAUCAAAUUAUUCUCUGAAUCUGGGAAAUACUCCAGGGAGGAUAUUGUGGUAAACGAAACGCAAGAGGUGACAUUUAGUUGUGCUGCGGAAGCUAACCCGGCCUCAGAUAUAACCAUAAGAAGUCCACAAAAUAAAACGAUCGCAAUGGUUUACAAAACAAAUACCCUACAUAGUAAAAUAACAAAUUUGUCCUGCAUAAGUGCUGGAGAAUAUAUAUGCACUUGCAGCAACAACUACACGAAUGGCCAUCCUUCAAUCUCAAAAUUGACGCUUAUUGUGAGAUGUAAGUAGUGUGCCAGUAAUAAUAAUAAUAAUAAGUAUAACAAAGUACUUCUUACGAUCAAAAAUGAAAUUUAAGAGACUGUCGCCUUCUAGAGUUUUCAUGUGAAUGCAUUCAAAAUAAACAAACAGAAAUAAAACAAGUAAACUACGAGAAUGAAAGAAAGAUAUUAAUAUCUAUCUAUAGAAAACGACACGACACGAUAAUUAGCAUUAUCCAUUUUCCAUAUUAUAGAUAUGAAGAUACUAUGUUCUAACGUUUUUCGUACAUAUUUGUACGCCUCAUUACAUAGUGGGAAAGAAAACGUUGCAUUCUUUCUUAUGAAGUCCGCUCAAAUUUUAUAACUAAAAUUGUUACAACACCCAAACCUUAUUGCGAGUUGAA